GCGCUGGCUGGCUGGCGACGGCGGCGGCGUUGGCGGCGGGCGGCUGCGAGUUGUUGUUUCCUCCUCCUCCUGCUGCUGCUGCUGCUGCUGCCCGUGGGUUGAAUGGUGGAGCCGAGACUCUCCCCGGUGAACGAGCAGUGACAGCGACCGGGCGGGCGCAUUUCGCUGGGACCCGACGCUGCCGCGGGAGCGCGGCCCGGGCAACCCCCCUUCUCCCCCUUUCCCCCCCUCCCCUCCCCGGUUUUCGCCUCGCCAUGUCCGGGGACGGCGGCAGCCGGCACACGGCGGAGCUGCGAGCGGAGCUCUACUUCCUCAUCGCUCGCUUUUUGGAGGACGGACCGUGCCAGCAAGCGGCUCAGGUCCUGAUCCGAGAAGUGGCGGAGAAAGAGCUGCUGCCCAAGCGCACGGACUGGACGGGCAAGGAGCAUCCCCGGAGCUACGAGAACCUGGUGAAAUACUACAGACACUUGGCACCUGAUCACUUGCUUCAAAUAUGCCAUCGACUUGGACCGCUUCUAGAGCAAGAAAUUCCACAAAGUGUCCCUGGAGUGCAGACAUUAUUAGGGGCUGGCAGACAGUCUUUGCUUCGUACAAACAAAAGUUGCAAACAUGUUGUAUGGAAGGGAUCUGCUCUUGCUGCACUACAUUGUGGAAGGCCCCCAGAGUCCCCUGUAAAUUAUGGCAGUCCACCUAGUAUAGUGGAUACCCUGUUUUCAAGAAAACUAAAUGGAAAAUACAGACUUGAACGCCUUGUUCCAACUGCAGUCUAUCAACAUAUGAAGAUGCACAAGCGAAUUUUAGGACACUUAUCUUCUGUAUACUGUGUGACUUUUGAUCGGACUGGCAGGCGAAUAUUUACUGGGUCAGAUGAUUGCCUUGUAAAAAUCUGGGCAACUGAUGAUGGAAGGUUGUUGGCUACCCUGAGAGGGCAUGCAGCUGAAAUAUCUGAUAUGGCAGUAAACUAUGAAAACACCAUGAUAGCUGCUGGAAGCUGUGAUAAAAUGAUCCGAGUUUGGUGCCUUCGAACUUGCGCACCCUUAGCUGUCCUGCAGGGCCACAGUGCAUCUAUAACGUCAUUGCAGUUCUCUCCACUAUGCAGUGGCUCAAAGAGAUACUUAUCUUCAACCGGGGCAGAUGGAACUAUAUGCUUUUGGCUGUGGGAUGCUGGCACCCUUAAAAUAAAUCCAAGGCCAACAAAGUUUACAGAACGUCCUCGGCCUGGAGUCCAAAUGAUCUGUUCUUCUUUUAGUGCUGGUGGAAUGUUUUUGGCCACUGGGAGUACAGAUCACAUCAUUAGGGUUUAUUUCUUUGGAUCAGGUCAGCCAGAGAAGAUAUCAGAGUUGGAGUUUCAUACUGACAAAGUUGACAGCAUUCAGUUUUCUAAUAGUAGUAGCAGAUUUGUGAGUGGAAGCCGUGAUGGAACAGCACGAAUCUGGCAAUUUAAGCGAAGGGAAUGGAAAAGCAUUUUGUUAGAUAUGGCUACUCGCCCAGCAGGACAAAGUUUUCAAGGAGUUGAAGAUAAAAUCACAAAGCUGAAAGUGACCAUGGUGGCAUGGGAUCGCCAUGACAAUUCUGUUAUAACUGCAGUUAAUAAUAUGACUCUGAAGGUCUGGAAUUCUUUCACUGGCCAGCUCAUUCACAUUCUCAUGGGACAUGAAGAUGAAGUGUUUGUGCUUGAACCUCACCCAUUUGAUCCAAGAGUUCUCUUCUCUGCUGGACAUGAUGGAAAUGUCAUAGUUUGGGAUUUGGCAAGAGGGGUCAAAAUCCGGUCUUACUUCAACAUGAUUGAAGGACAAGGACAUGGUGCAGUUUUCGACUGCAAGUGCUCUCCUGAUGGACAGCAUUUUGCAUGUACUGAUUCCCACGGUCACCUUCUGAUUUUUGGCUUUGGUUCCAGUAGCAAAUAUGACAAGAUAGCAGAUCAGAUGUUCUUUCAUAGUGAUUAUCGGCCCCUUAUUCGUGAUGCCAACAACUUUGUCCUGGACGAACAGACACAGCAGGCUCCACACCUUAUGCCUCCCCCAUUUUUGGUUGAUGUGGAUGGGAACCCUCAUCCUGCAAGGUAUCAAAGACUAGUUCCUGGUCGUGAGAACUGCAGGGAGGAACAGCUUAUUCCUCAGAUGGGAGUGACAUCUUCAGGAUUAAAUCAAGUUCUUAGUCAGCAAGCAAAUCAAGAAAUUAGUCCAUUGGAUAGCAUGAUUCAAAGACUUCAGCAAGAGCAGGACCAGAGACGUUCUGGGGAGGCAGGAACCAGUAGUACCAGCCGGAUAAGCAGAGGAUCUGUAAGCUCUACCUCAGAAGUACACUCCCCACCAAAUAUAGGGUUAAGGCGCAGUGGACAAAUUGAAGGUGUGCGUCAGAUGCACAGCAAUGCACCAAGAAGUGAAAUCGCCACUGAGCGGGACCUUGUGGCUUGGAGCCGCAGGGUGGUAGUGCCUGAACUGUCUUCUGGUGUGGCCAGUAGGCAAGAAGAAUGGAGAACAGCAAAGGGAGAAGAAGAAGUAAGGGUGUAUCGAUCUGAAGAGAAAAGAAAACAUGUAAUGAGUCACAUUCCAAGAGAAAACAAAAUACCUACAUUCUCUAAGAACCAUUCUCAUGAUAAUUUACUGGAUGCUAGUGACUCAAAGAAACAAGCAGCUAAUCAGCACAACUACCGUACGAGAUAUGCAGCAGAAGAAACUGUAAGGCCUGCUGAAGAGUUGGAGAAUGGGCACAGUUCUUCAGAUGAAGGGGAAGUCGUUGUUGCCAGUGGUGGAACAUCAGAAGAUGAUGAAAGAGCAUGGCACAGUGAUGGCAGUUCCAGUGACUAUUCUAGUGAUUAUUCUGACUGGACGGCAGAUGCAGGAAUCAAUUUGCAACCACCAAAGAAAAUUCCUAAAAUUAAAACAAAGAAAGCAGAAAGUAGUUCGGAGGAUGAAGAAGGACCUGAAAAACAAAGGAAGCAAAUUAAAAAGGAAAGGAAAAAGGGUAUUGAGGAGAAAGAUGGACCAUCAACAUCACCAAAGAAGAGGAAACCCAAAGAGAGAAAACAAAAGAGGCUGGCUGUAGGAGUUCUGGCAGAAAAUGGUUUGACGCUGGAAGAAUGGCUGCCUUCAGCAUGGAUUACAGACACUGUUCCUCGGCGGUGCCCAUUUGUCCCACAGAUGGGAGAUGAGGUUUACUAUUUCCGACAAGGUCAUGAGGCAUAUGUUGUAAUGGCCAAGAAGAACAAAAUUUAUAAUAUUAAUCCCAAGAAACAACCAUGGCAUAAAAUGGAAUUGCGGGAGCAAGAGCUGAUGAAAAUAGUUGGGAUUAAGUAUGAAGUGGGAUUGCCUACUCUCUGCUGUCUUAAACUAGCUUUUCUUGACCCUGAUACGGGUAAACUGACUGGAGGAGCCUUCACCAUGAAGUACCAUGAUAUGCCAGAUGUCAUAGAUUUCCUAGUUUUGAGGCAGCAAUUUGAUGAUGCAAAGCAUAGGCGAUGGAAUAUAGGUGAUCGUUUCAGGUCAGUGAUAGAUGAUGCUUGGUGGUUUGGAACAAUUGAAAGCCAGGAACCUCUUCAGCCUGAUUAUCCUGAUAGCUUAUUUCAGUGCUACAAUGUCUGCUGGGACAAUGGUGAUACUGAGAAGAUGAGCCCUUGGGACAUGGAGCUGAUACCAAGUAAUGCUGUGUUUCCAGAAGAACUGGGAACCAGUGUUCCUUUAACUGACGAUGAACGUAGAACACUGCUCUACAAACCUUUGGAUGGAGAGUGGGGUUCCAGGACCCGAGAUGAGGAGUGUGACAGAAUUAUUGCAGGGAUAAACCAGCUUAUGACUCUAGAUAUUGCUUCUGCAUUUGUGGCACCAGUGGAUCUUCAGGCUUACCCAAUGUAUUGCACUGUUGUGGCAUAUCCCACAGACCUCAGUACCAUUAAGCAAAGACUGGAAAGCAGAUUUUACAGGCGCCUUUCUUCGUUAAUGUGGGAAGUCCGGUACAUCGAACACAAUACUCGCACAUUUAACGAACCUGGAAGUCCUAUUGUCAAAUCUGCCAAAUUUGUCACAGAUCUUCUGCUGCACUUCAUAAAAGACCAGAGCUGCUAUGACAUAAUUCCAUUAUACAACGCAAUGAAGAAGAAAGUGUUGUCUGAUUCUGAUGAGGAAGAAGAGAAAGACACAAAUGUGCCGGGGACUUCCACUAGAAAAAGAAAGGACCAUCAGCCGAAGCGGCGGCUACGUAAUAGGGCUCAGUCGUAUGACAUUCAGUCAUGGAAGAAGCAAUGCCAGGAACUGCUGAAUCUCAUUUUUCAGUGUGAAGACUCUGAACCAUUUCGACAACCAGUGGAUCUUCUUGAGUAUCCAGAUUAUAGAGAUAUUAUUGACACUCCUAUGGACUUUGCUACUGUUAGAGAAACACUGGAAGCUGGCAACUACGAGUCACCAAUGGAGUUAUGUAAAGAUGUGAGACUUAUUUUCAGCAAUUCCAAGGCCUACACACCAAGUAAAAGAUCAAGGAUCUACAGCAUGAGCUUGCGCCUUUCUGCUUUCUUUGAAGAACACAUAAGUUCUAUUUUAUCAGAUUAUAAAUCUGCCCUGCGCUUUCAUAAAAGAAAUACAAUAAAGAAACGAAGGAAAAAAAGAAGUAGAAGCAGCUCAGUUUCCAGUAGUGUUGCAUCCAGCCCUGAAAGGAAGAGGAGAUUAAUAAAACCUCAGCUGAAGGCAGAAACUUCUGCCACUUCAUCAUCUUCUGCACCUGCACGGUCGACAGCACUGAGACACGCUCCGCCUCAGAUGAACGGGAAAGCCGCUGAGGCCUCCCUUGUGCGGACUCGAAGCAAUAGGGGGAUAACUGAUGUGGCUGUUACAGAGCAACCAUCUACUUCUUCAGGAGCAAAGCCUUUAACUAUAAAGCCUUUAAUUACAAAGCCUAAUACUACUGCAGGGUCAGGAAAGUCAGUACUGGAGAAUUCAACCAAACAUUCCAAGAACCAGAAUAUUGUAUCAAACCCUUCCCCAUCUGAUUACAGUCAUAGCACUAGGAAUAACUCCACGAAAGAAAAUCCCGAGAAAGAGAAGCAAAUCAAACGCAAAGUAAAAUCUUCCACUGCUAAUCCACAAGCAGAAUGCAAGAAUAAUGCUUUGGCAUCAGGAAGCAUUCAGGUAAAUGGACAUGGAGGACAGCCUUUGAAACCUCCAGUGAAAAGAGGUCCUGGACGGAAGCCCAAGGUGGAGACUAACAACAGUAGCUGUGAAGUGGUGGUGCACAAGAAAAGAGGCAGGAAACCAAAAAAGCUACAAAUUGUUGAACAGCAAAAGGUUGCAGAGCAGAAUACAAUCCAGACCACAAGGGAUAUACCAGAGGAAGCCUCUGUUUCUACUGCAUGCAAUUCUCUUUCAGAAAAUAAUGUGAAGGAAGACUUGUUACAAAAAAAAGGCCGAGGGGGUAGAAAGCCAAAAAGGAAGAUGAAGAGCUGCCAGCCAGGCUCAGACCUCUUAGCUCCUGCAAAUGUUAAAAUGCAAACAAGAAGCAGGAGGAAAAAGACACACGAGCCUAUGGAGGAGGGUUCUGAAGAGCUUAAAGAUUCUGAACCUCACAUGAGAACUAGAAACCAGGGUAGGAGGACAGCCUUUUACAAUGAAGAUGACUCUGAGGAAGAGCAAAGGCAGCUAUUGUUUGAAGACACCUCCUUAACUUUUGGAACUUCAAGCAGAGGCAGAGUCCGAAAGUUGACUGAAAAAGCAAAGGCUAAUUUAAUUGAUGAUUUCCUUACGUUCCUUACCUGAAAACCCAAGGAAGUGAUGGAAGAGACCCUCACUCACCUCACAGAUGAAGUCUUGUCCUUUGGAGAGCUGUGUUCAGUGAAAAGUGAUGGCUAGAACAUUUCCUUUCUCUUGUUUGAGUCUGCCUCCUCUGUUUGCUCCCACUGUGAUUUGGGUGCCAUCAGCAAAUCUGCUUGCUGUUGUACUGACACCACAGAAAUCCGUGACACGGAUGAGGCUCCUGGCCGGCUUUGACGCCCCUGCAGCAGCCCAGCAGGGGCAGCCGCGGAGUUUCUGUUGCUGACACGUGCGCUAUGGAAACCACUGGGGAGCUCCUGCUUCAGCUGUGCCGGCAUCCAGCUGUGACAAAGCCGGGCCAGGGGCUGCACCAGCUGCUCUCUGAAGUACCAACAGCGUUGUGGGAGGCACGACAUGAGGCUGGCUUACAGAGCUGUGCUAUGACAUAUUUUGCAUAAACUUCAUAUGAGAGAACUACCACCGGACUUCUAUUCAUAGCCGGUUCAAGCCACUUGUUCAUCCACAUUCACAGAAAAAAAUACCUAGAGUAGGGAGCAGUGAAGUGUCUUUGACGAAACUUCCUGUUGGAAUGCCUCACAUCAAUGCAGCUGCAGCUCUGCAGAUUUCCAUGCUGCUCUUUGCUCUUCCUGCACAGUAUUUAAUAUCUCAGUGGUACGGAACAGAUUCUGCCGAGCGCAUCCAAAUAACAGAAAGGUUGUAAGGCUCCCCUUGCCUACUGCAUUUAUUUGUAAGAGAGUUCUCUUUCUCAUCCCCAAUGACACUUUGUCCUGGAAAGCUGAAGUGUGGGUGGGUUGGCUAUUCCUAUACAGAACCAACAUUUAAAUCACACCUCAGGCAUUUUUGUGGCUUAAUAUGACUGUAUUUAGUUUCAAAAUUCAAACAGCAAUUGUUGAUUUCUUCACACAAAAAUCUUAUAUAUCUGCAUGAGUGCCUUAACCUCAUUAUUUUUUGGGACAUUCCAAUAUACGUUACUAAGGGUUAUAUCCCUUUCAAAAGAUGAAAAUUAAACAUUUGUUUCUAAGUAACAGUUGUUCUAAUUUUCCAUCACCUUUUGACAUUUACUGUUAUGAAAUAUUUUCUUGCAUAGUAUGAGUCAGUGCAGACUCUUAACCUAUAAAAUUCAUUCACAGUAAGUGACUUAAGGCAGUGACAACGAUAAGAGCUAAGUAAGGAGUGCCAUUUUGUCUGUGAAUUAAGAAGCUGUGUAUUGACAGAAUCCCACAUACAUAUCUCCAAGUAAAAAGUGGAGACUAUUACAUCAGGUCCAAAUUUUUGAUUGUGGUGUCCAUUGGCAAACAUUGGCAUCUUGAAAAUGAACCAUGCAAAGAGAGACUCAGUUGUACAUGUGGCCUGUGCAGUGCACUGCCUGUGUGGUUCACCUGUGGAAUUCCACCACAUGAAGCAGGAAGAGCAAAAGAUUGGUCUGAUGAAAUGAGAACUAGGCUUGGCUUAUGCAUAAAAACCCAGAGUGAAAUAAUUUUCAGGCCUCACAGAAUGAAUCAACCACUUAUUAUUUAGAUUUAUGUAAAAACCUGUAAGCUUUUUUAAUAGUCUUUUGAUUAUGUACACCAUUUAAAAUAUAUCUCAUGCUCUCUAUUCUCGAAUAACCGUUGAAGUUGCAGAAUCUGAAUGUAGUUUAACAAUUCCUAUGGUCUGAGUACAGGAAAAAAGCAAUCUUGUAAUGAAAAAAGGUAUUUUCCAAAAUUUACAUAUGGUUUACUGGUACAAGUGAUGAUUGAAAGAAUAUUCAUUUGCAGUGUUGAUAUUAAUCUUGAGGAGAAAUUGUUCAUGGUCACUGACCCUUUAUUCUCUUUGCUACGGAAGUGAAACUUCUAAGUUUAAAUAUUAAAAAUCUGUAUAAGAAUACUAGAGAAGGUUUUAAAAACAAUAUGAUGGCCAUUUUUACUCCUAAAGGAUAAUUGCCUCUUGGAGAAUCUCAACAAGAUCUUACUUGCGUCUGGAUGCGUGGGCAGAUUGUUUAAAGCUGUGGCUCUCGAAGACAAGGUAGGGUGUUACUGUCUGCACCUAGGAGAUGUCAGCCAUGGUCUGUUCUGAGCAGGAAGGUGUGCCGUGGGGGAAGAAUUGGUACUAUGGAGAGAACAAAACCGAAAGUGGUGAUGAUGAAGCAAAACCCCAUUCUUAUCUUGCAGGUAUUGAAAUGUUUGCAAUCCUUUUAUAUUUGACUCAUGAUGCUGUCUAUAAGGCUUCUUAAGUGGAUUUCUUUACUUAAUUUGUAAAUGGCAGACUGUUUUCCUUUUUUCGUCUCUCUAAACAUGAUUGAUAAUAUUCAGUAAGCAAAACAGUAAACAUAAAAUCCAAGAACUCUUUCCCAUAUUGUGUAAUAGUAUCAAUAUGAUGUAACUAUAUGUAUUUUACUGAAUACAUCAGUGUAAGUAUUUUGUAUUGACCUGUGAAACAGUGGUACAGCUUUCACUUGAUCAAAUGAACUGAUUUAGACCAAUUUCAUAGAAGGUAAAAGAAAUAGUUGACCACUUUGUUCCUGGAAAAAAGCACCUAAUCAGUCUGAAUAGAAUAAUUCUGUAACCUAAAUUGGCAAAAAAGAAUAUCACAGUAAGUUACCACAUGUAAGCACUGUAAAAUACUGUAUGUAAGGCUUAAGCAACUGUCAAUGCACACACCUGUUAAUGCUUUCUAAAAUUCUGUUAAGAUCCCUAAGUCAAAUGCAUACAAAUAGAAAAGUGUCUUUCUUAGUGGAUGUUCCUUUGUAAAAUAUAGUAAUUUUAUAAAAAUAUUGUAAAAUAUAGUUCUGGCAGAAAGAAACAAAGCACCCAUUCUUCUUUAAUUCCCCUAUUAAUCUAAUUAUCAGUUCCCUUCAGGUAGAAGUCAGAAUAAUUUCUGUUAAAAUGUUUAAUAUAUCUGAUCAAAUUUAUAUCCCUGCUAAGUCUCUUUUUUUGUUAAAUUAGAAUCAACUCAGGUUCACAGUCCAAAGCCUGAAUAUGUUAAGUUCUGUGUGGGUCAGGUAAUAAUUCACAGAAGAUUUGGCUACUCAGGAGUCAUUGUCGGAUGGGAUGUAAAAGCUAACACUCCAGAAGAACAACUACAGCCUAGAUAUACUCCAGUGAAACAGGUUUGAAUAUACGAAAUGCUUGCUUUAUUAAUAUAUACACAGAAUAACUCAGGUUAACAUACCCUCAGGAACACUGGUACAGACCAACUUCCUGCUAUCCUAGUGGGAAAUGCUCCAGAGUUCUGUAUCACCUGUACAGCUGAGUGGUACCUUUGCUGCUUCUGCACUGUGGUCCCAGUAUAGCUUGGCUUUUACACCACUGAGUGGCUAAGCUUCGCUGGUCACGACUGUAGUGGCCAUAUCUCAAAUUAAAACUUCUCACUUUGUAUUUAAAGUACCAGUGUCAACCUAUGACGUCUGAAUGGAUUUCUCCUGCUGUGUCAUUGAAGUUGAGAAGCUGUUAAGUCCUUUAUCUGGCUAGCCAUAAUUGGUGGCAUCUUCACUGCACCUAAGAAAUGCAAAUAAUCUUCUGUGUUUAAUCAAUUUCAGUAAGAAAGCAAUGUUGUUGAGGAUCUGGUUACUUGGAGUGUAAAUCUAUUUAAAACCAUAUUUUUAGAAUUCUUAAAGCCUUUGAAUUUCUCUUGCUUAAGUCCUUGUAUUUGAAAAUCAGAUACUAAAUCCUUGUUGACAGUGCUAAUCUGGUAAUACAGUGCUGCAUACUCUGCAUACCACCAACAUGCUGCUUAAGUGGCAGGACGACACAAAUCAUUUAAUCAGAGGUCUGAAAAUGAGGAAAACGUAAAAAUAUUCGCCUAUAGCAGAAGAUUAAUGUUCAGCUGGGAACUGACAUUCAGUCCCAUUUUGUGCAUUUGGUUCCUUCCCUGAUGUAAUUUUAUCCAACUAUCCCUUAUCUUUGGCUUCUAAAACACCUGCAUCCUUGCUUUCUUUUCUCCUCUCAGUAGUGUUAUCACCACCUGAACCCCCAAGAAUUUCCCAGCAGACACUGAUUCUUUUUAUGUACCUUACAUUGUUCUGCUGUCCCAGUGGCCUUGUGUUCAUCUUUAUUGUUUUAAUUUCAAAAGCGAUGAAGGAGUGUAAGCAUCUUUUGUUGGUUUUGAGGUUUUAAUGGCCUUUGCCUAUCAUGUCAUAAGCACUUUGCAAAAUGCCUUCUGACAUUAGGCUUAGGCUGCAGCUUACUGAGCUUGGUCCUUGUAAAUCCCUUAAAACAUCAGCCAGGUUUUCAGCCUAACUUUUCCUUGCCUUCCUCUGACUUCCAGGUCUUUAUGAAAUCCCUGAGCAGAGGCCACUGCCUGUUCAUUGAUUGAUACUGAUUGCUUCAUAAACUUCAUCUGUAUUCAUCCAUCACUUUUUUGUGUUUAAAUCGUGGGUUACUUUGGGCUGGAAUGUUUACGGAUAGCAGUGAAUAUCAUGGCCCAUAAUCCCUGGCCCAGGAUUUGUUUUCACAGGCACUUCUUUGUUGGAAGAUUCAUGUUUAUAUACACAUAGAAGUUGCCUUAGCUCUUUUCAGGGACCAUGGUUGUUGGAGGUGGCACUAUGUUCUGAACUUGUGUCUUCCUCUCUUGGAGUUCAGUUGUCACUUGUAAAGUAAAAAGGGUGGUAGCAGAUGGCCAUUGGGCCUAUGUACAAAAAGCAAGGUUAUUGUAAGUCUUGUUUCUUGCAAGGUGUGCAAGAAAAAGCUAAUUAAACUCUUGACUCUUAAAAAAUGUUUCAGAUAUGCCAAGAACUUCAUGUGCUGCAGUUCUGAUUCUUUAUAUUUAAUUCUGACAUUGGUAAAAUCAUAAAAACUAACUGGAUGUGUAUAUACAUAUAUAUAUAUAUGCACAUAUAUAUGUACACACACACACAUAUAUAUAUACAUACACAUCUGUAUCUCAGGUGGAUUUAGGUUCUGUAAAGCCACUGAAAGUUAACUGAUUAUAAUAUGUAAUCUUUAGUCAUCAUCUCUCUUUGAGGCUAUUUAUUUUCUUUCUAUUUUUACAGGAUCUGAAAGAUACUCCUCGCUAUCGAAUUCUAAUUAACAAAGCAAAUGGAUUUGGCAAAUCUACAGCUUAUGUUUCUGAGGAAGAGAUAACAGUUAUUAUGGGAUUAGAGGUAAUAUUUAUUUUUAUUCAGUUGCAAAUUGAUUGUUGUCCUAUAUGUUUAAAAGUUGGCUGACCUUUGGCUUAAUAGAUGCUAGCUAGGAUGCAAAGUUAGUGAAAACUAAUAGAGAAAGCAGAUAAACAAAUUACUGCUGUACUUUCAAGCAUAGGUUUUUGAAGCUGAAAAAUGACCAAACACAGGUAAUACUCAUUUUAAGGUAUCCAGCUGCUGAGGUUUGUAAGUGUUUUUGCAACUUGGUUUCCAUUAUAUAUAGGCUGUUACAGACAGGCUUUUGUUUUGUGAUUUCUGGGGAUCUAGCAAAGUAUGCUGGUUUCUCAAUUCUACUCUGAAAAAAUCUCCAUUUCAAACAGCUCCUGCUCAGACUGAAGAAUGUCUCCUUUCUUAACUGCAAAACUCUUCGGGAGCCAAAAAUUCUGUUUUGUGUAUCGGGGUUGAAGUAGCUUUUGAUUCCCGGCUUAUGCAAGGCACACCUGAUUUUUAGACUAGUCUGAGACUCUGAGCCAGAAAAAAGCCUUCAGGCAUGCAUGCAUGCAAGGUGGCUUUUUGCAAGGGACCCCUAUGCUGUUGUGGAUGCCUUCUCUGUGGACAGUGGCAGGGUCUGUAUUUAAAAAAACAGUAAGUAUAUGAACCAUUCAUCUAACAAGAGACACUUGGUCUAGUCAAACAGAGCAGAUUAAAAUUGGCACAUUCCUCUGCCUUUUGGGAAAACCUCCCAAAGGAAUUGUGUAAGUCAGAUUGGCCUGAAGACUCUCCAUGCUCUCUCUCAAAACGGUGCUGCUGCACAUAAACCACAGUGUGACACAAUCACCUCUUAUUUAGGCGAAGCCUUAGUUCAGUCCAUUCUGGUGUAGCCACCAAUCGUAAUAUAGAAUAUGCCAAAAUGCCUCAAUUUAGGAGCAGAAACUAUGCUGUUCUAGAUGAGUAUCAUAAAUAUUUAAAACUGGAUUCUGCAUACACUGUCUAGAAAAUGCACUUUCCACUAUGCCAGUUAGCUGGCUAUCUUCAAUUUCCUUAAUACUCCAUCAGGAGAAACAGAUACUUCAUCUUAAAUAUUUACCUUGUGGAAUUAACUUUUAAGGUAUCAAAUAGUUUUAUUUGAUAUGUGGCAUGUGGCAGAUUAAUUCUCCACGCAGAUUAUUAGAGAAACUAUUGGUAACAAACUCACAAAACCAGGUACUUCAAAGUUGUCUAGCUUAUUAAUACCAGAUGGUGAGUCAUGCCUCAAGUUCAAAAGCUCUGUGGACUGCCCUCACUCAGCCUUUUGUACAGCCUAAUAGGCAUAGUAAUUUCUUGAAGAGUUGAGAGAUCAGAAAAUUCUUAGACUUGUCAUGACCCUUUCCCAGCUGACAGUUCUGAGCCACUCAUUGUGGGCUUCCUGCAUCAAGACAAGGCUUGGAUUGUCCUUGGUGGGUUUGCAUCUUCAUGUUGGACCUAAGGCCAUAACCUGGGUCUGUCUUCAUCAUUUCCCUCACCACUUCUUUACUGUUCCUGCUGCCUCAUUGGAUUAGAUAACUGAUCCAGCUAAAAGAAAUACCAAAUAUCUAACAGCAACACAAGUGGAAACUACUUCAGUAAGAAACAAUGCUGAUUUUAAACACUGAUGCUGGUGUAAAUCUAGCUUGUAACAUCUCAUGAGAACUCUUCAACAUUUGUAAAGUACUUGGAGAGAGCUGCUAUUCUGAUGGUUAUGGUUAUGGUACACAGAAAAUGCCAUUGAAAUUACCUCUAUGUACAUUAAAAAUUCAUCAGGAGUUUUCAAACAAUGUAGUAACUUCAAUACUUAAAUUAAGUAUCAGUUUAUUGUCAAUUCUGAUGCUUCUUCAACUUGACAUAUUUUUUUCUCAGGUGUAUCACCCUGAUAUGGAAACCUACUUCAGUGGAUAUGAUGGAUCAAAAUACAUUAUGCAGCCAUGGUUGAAAAAACUCUACCCUCAUGACUGAGUACUUCAGUGUCUGUACGUCUAAUGUACAUCCAUACAACAGAGCAAACAGACACCAGGACAAAAUGUAUAUUUUUUCCUAUGAUGAAAUAAAACAUUCCUAAGCAGG
Passer domesticus (house sparrow) is the source of this 12897-nucleotide messenger RNA. It is a transcript of the gene PHIP, whose product is annotated as pleckstrin homology domain interacting protein. The record is from RefSeq and is a predicted model, not a curated record. NCBI's taxonomy places the organism in Eukaryota, Metazoa, Chordata, Aves, Passeriformes, Passeridae. Gene Ontology annotation, cellular component: nucleus. Bases 255 to 5744 code for a protein of 1829 amino acids. The transcript has 45 exons. Gene Ontology annotation, biological process: regulation of cell shape; cytoskeleton organization; regulation of transcription by RNA polymerase II. Gene Ontology annotation, molecular function: protein binding.